AUGAAGAAAGACGAAAAAUGGAUAGUUAAUUCUCGUCGAGAUCAAUGGAUCCCGGGCCCAGGAGCGUAUCUUUGUGAGGGUGGCUUGCUGCACAGUUUACCUUUAUCAACUGAAGCGAUUUCUGUUGCUGAACCAUCUGUUGUUCAUUUGCCACAACCUUCAGCUUCAUAUUUUGGAGAAAUAAAUUUUGCUGCCGAAGUAUCUGAUGUUUGUUUGCAAGAACAAGCUUCAACUUCAUCUUGUGAUAAAAUGCCAUCUAUUUGUGAAGGAUCUCAUGUUUGUUUGCAAGAACAGCCUUUAGCCUCAUUUUGCAAUGAAAUACCAUCUAUUUGUGAAGGCUCUGAUGUAAGUUGAUAACUAAUGUAUAAUUAAAUUGCUUCCUUAUAUGCAUUUAAAAUGUUCUAUAAAGUAAUUUUUUGGUAAAAGGAAUGUAAUUAAUUUCAUCAAUAGUUGCAAAUUCUCUAUGUAAAUUUCAGUUUUGUUUGCAAAAACAACCUUUAGUCUCAUCUUGCAACCAAAUUGUAAUUAAUUUUAAUUAAUUUCAUCAGCAUUUGUGAAGGCUGUGAUAUAAGUUGAUAAUUUGUGUUAUUAAAUUGCUCAUGAUUAUGGAGUGUAAUACUUCUUUGGCGAAAUGAAGCAACUCCAAUGAUGGAACACAGCAAUAACUUUUAUUUAACACUAAAAAAAAAAAAAAAAAA
Molecule: messenger RNA, 698 nt
Organism: Stegodyphus dumicola
Lineage: Eukaryota; Metazoa; Arthropoda; Arachnida; Araneae; Eresidae
Molecular function (GO): sequence-specific DNA binding
Source: RefSeq, a predicted model, not a curated record